UAUGGCGAAUUUGGUUGGUACACCACCACCACUAGCUCAUUUGUUAAUAUCGCGUUUUUUGCAACAAGCUAACGAAAAUCCGAACAGGAAAGGGGGACAACAAAAAAACCGCGCGCAUUGCGACAACAACAAUAAGAUGUAUAUAUGAAAAUCCGUAUGCGGGAGUAGACACACUUGUCCCCAUUCGAAACCAGAAGCCACACACACAACAAACUCGCAGCAGCAGCAGCAGCGCAGCCAUGGGACUCGACUUCGAUGCCCUGGAGUACUGCAAAGGCGUGAAGAACAAGCAAUCCCAGCCACCGUAUGCGUGUCCAGUGCGCGACUGUGACCGCAGCUACAAGACGAUCAUGGGGCUGCAGUACCAUUUGGUGAAGUACGACCACGACAAUCCGCAGCCGCUGACGCCCGUCCUGACGCCGAACCGAAAAAAGGCGCGUUCCCGCUCCACGCACCACUCGACGCUCAAGCCAAAGGACAACGGCAGCGGUGUGGAUGCGUUCAGCGUUGCCGGGGAGGCCAAAAACGGCUGCACCGGCAGCAGCGGGAGCAGCAGUCGCCAUCAGUACGCCAAUCCCGAGUCCCUGGUCGCCUACAACGAGGAGGAGGCCACAGUCACCUUCAAUAUCGAGGGCAAGAGUGUGCGCCUGGGCAUCGAUGACGCCCUGCCGAUGGUCGACGAAGAGGAGUUCGUCGGCCUGGUGGAGCGGGGCUGCAUCCUGAAUGCGGAUGCCCCUCCGCUGGAGGAGAACGCGCCGUGGGCCAAGGUGCAGGUGCCGGUGGCGAAGGUGUGCGAAAUCGAAGACUACAAUGUGCCUGAUGCCCCGCCCCGGCCGCUGGCCUACUAUCGCUUCAUCGAAAAGUCCCUGGAGGAGCUCGACGGUGAGAUCGAGUACGAUGUGGAUGAGGAGGACUCCGCCUGGCUGGAGCACAUGAACGAGGAGCGGCAGAAGCUCGGCCUGAAUGCCGUCAGCAUCGACACCAUGGAGCUGCUGAUGGAUCGCCUCGAGAAGGAGUCGCACUUCCAGGCGGCGGCCAAUGGCACGCCCACCGGCGUCGAGGUGGACGACGAUGCGGUCUGCUGCAUCUGCCUCGACGGCGAGUGCCAGAACACCAACGUGAUACUCUUCUGCGACAUGUGCAACCUGGCGGUGCAUCAGGACUGCUACGGCGUGCCCUACAUACCCGAGGGCCAGUGGCUCUGUCGCCGCUGCUUGCAGUCGCCCAGCAAGCCGGUCAACUGUGUCCUCUGCCCGAACGCCGGUGGCGCCUUCAAGCAGACGGACCACGGCCAGUGGGCGCAUGUGGUGUGUGCUCUGUGGAUACCCGAGGUGCGGUUCGCCAAUACCGUCUUCCUGGAGCCAAUUGAUUCUAUCGAGACCAUUCCCCCUGCCCGCUGGCGGCUCACGUGCUAUGUGUGCAAGGAGAAGGGUCUGGGUGCCUGCAUCCAGUGCCACAGGAACAGCUGCUAUGCCGCCUUCCAUGUGACCUGUGCCCAGCAGGCGGGCCUCUACAUGACCAUGGACACGAUCAAGGACGGCCACAACGACUCCUCCAUGCAUGUGCAGAAGUUUGCCUACUGCCACGCCCACACGCCGGCCGACGCUAAGCUGAAGAUGAACGUGCCCGAUUUCGAGGACACGCGCCACAAGAUGCGGGAGGCGCGCAAGGCGCUGGCCAAGAAAAGAUCCACGGCACCGGUGGUGCUGAUACCGACGAUACCGCCGGAUCGUGUACAGGAGAUCGCCACCAUGGUCACGAUGCAGAAGAAGAAGGAGUUCCUGGACCGCAUCAUCGCCUACUGGACGCUGAAGCGUCACUACCGGAACGGUGUGCCGCUGCUGCGUCGCCUGCAGAGCCAGGGCCACAACCACGGCGUGAUCCAGCGCAACGGCAUCGAGGGCUCCCCGGACACGAACGAGCUGUACAGGCAGCUGAAGUACUGGCAGUGCCUGCGCCAGGAUCUGGAGCGGGCGCGACUGCUCUGCGAGCUGGUGCGCAAGCGGGAGAAGCUGAAGGUGGCCUUCGUGAAGAUCUCCGAGGAGGUCGUGAUGCUGCAGCUCAAUCCGCUCGAGUCGGCGCUGACCAAGCUGCUGGAUGCGCUCGAGACGCGCGACACCAUGGAGAUAUUCCGCGAGCCGGUGGACACCAGCGAGGUGCCCGACUACACGGACAUUGUGAAGCAUCCCAUGGACCUGGGCACCAUGCGGACGCGGCUCAAGGACUGCCAGUACACCACACUGGAGCAGCUGGAGACCGACUUCGAUCUGAUGAUCCAGAACUGUCUGGCGUACAACAACAAGGACACGGUGUUCUAUCGCGCCGGGAUCCGGUUGCGCGACCAGGCGGCCCCUCUGUUCGUGCAGCUGCGCAAGGAGCUGCAGCGGGAUGGCCUUUUAGAGCGGUCGCAGCGCUCGCAUGUCGAUCAUGUGGAGGCGGAGGUGGAGCAGGAGCUGCGACAGCUGCUGGCGGUGCCGGCCAGCGAGGAUAUCGUCCAGAAGCUGCUCAUACUGGCCGACAAGUCGCAGGUGCUCAAGAAUCCCAGCUACCGCACCAAGAAGAUCAAGCAGAUCCGUCUGGAGAUCACGCGGAUGCGCAAGUCUCUGCAAAAGGCGCGCUACGCAGCGCGUCACUCGUCGGUGCACGCCAAUCGCUCACGGAGCGACGAUGAUGAGGGUAGAGGCAGACAAGGCUCACCGUCCAAGAAGCGUUCGCGUAAGCGUCUGAACAGCAGCGCCAUGGAUAUGGACCUGGAGCAGGAUGACGACGUGGAAGACGAUGAGGACUCUGAGGAGGAUUCGAUGGGCGACGGGGAGGGCGAUGGCGAUGGCGAUGAGGAGGCUGUCAAGGAAACGCUUAGCACAACGCAAACGCCGCCCUGCAGCCCCAUCAAGAGUCUAAACAACAGCAGCUCGCCCGUGGGCAUCAACCGAAGAACGGCCAUACUGCUGACGCGUAAGUCUCAGGCGGCUCUCAAACGACCCUCAGAGCCGCUAACGACGCCCGUGAAGGAGGAACACCACAAUUCCCAAUCCUCCAGCAGCCAGUCCAUCGGCCACAGUGCCAGUGCCAGCUCCUCCUCCAAUGCCACGGCGGCCACAGCUGCCACCAGCGUGGCCUCGCUGAACAGUGUCCUGGCCACAGCCACUGCCACUCCCACUGCCUCUGCCACUGGCUCAGUCUCGAGCUUCACGUUGAUUCAGAACAGCAACAGCGGAGCGGCCGGGAGUGCAUCUGCGGCUCCGGGUGUGGGCGCACUGGCUGGAGCAGCUGCAGCGGCCAGCCUGACAUCCACGGCCCUGUCGAUCAGCAGCAAGAUGAGCCUCAAUCUUGGCGUGAAGUCGCCAAAGAGGCCGGGACGCUACCGACGGCUGCCUGAGCUGAGAAACAGUGCUUCCAUGUCACCAAAGAAGUCUCCCAAUCCUGCGGCAGCGGCGGCAGCAGCAGCAGCUGCGGCGGCAGUAGCAGCGGGAGCCAAUUCCGCCUCCAGCCAGGCCACGCCGGUGCCAGACGCACGACUCUUCGAGCGCAUUCCGGACAGCUUUCGCGUCUAUCGGGCGAACAACCAGAGGGACGUGAGCGAUAGCGACGAAGGCCCCUCCCAGUCCAGCAGCCCCUGCAGCAGCUGUUCAGACUUCAGCAUGUCCGGCAGCUGCUCGGACUUUGACAGCGACGAGGCAAGCGAUGGGCGCAGCGAGGAGAGGGAGUCCACGUCCACGCAGGACGGCACCACCGACGCCAUGGACCUGCAGCACGCCAGCCUCAGCCUGAACAACAGCCAGGGCAACGGGAACAUGGCCAUCAGCAGCAGCAGCGGGGCCAGCGGCAGCUCCAGCGAAGAUGAGGCAGUGAUGGCUGGACAGCCACAUCAGAAGAGGCGAGGCAGGCCGAGCAAGACAAGAACGUCCCGCAGUACGCCCACGCCCACACCCAUACCGAUGGCGGCGCGUGGGCCGGUCAUGUCAGCUGCCCGGGGCCGUGGCAAGAGGCGCAGCAACCUCAGCGAGUCAACGACUAGCUCCACGGCCACGCCGCCGCCGAUCAUGCGAAAGGCGGGCAAACUGCGCUCGGCCACGCCCAGCAUCGUCUCGCCGCUGGUGAACAACAUCAAGGCGAGGCGGAACACCACGGCAACGGCCACCAACAACAACAAGAGUCGUCACGGCGAAGACGUGGAGGAGGUGGUGACCAUGACCCGGCACCACAACUCGCACAAGCCAACGCUAGAGCCGCUGCAGCUGGUGUGGGCCAAGUGCCGUGGCUAUCCGUGGUAUCCCGCAUUAAUACUCGACCCGAAGACGCCGAAGGGGUUCGUCUAUAAUGGCGUGCCCCUGCCCGCCCCGCCCACGGAUGUGCUGGCGCUGCGCAAGAACUGCCUGGAUGACAUCGUUUUUCUGGUGCUGUUCUUCGAUGUGAAGCGCACCUGGCAGUGGCUGCCGGCCAAUAAGCUGGACAUUCUGGGCAUCGACAAGCAGGUGGACCAGCAGAAGCUGAUCGAGUCCCGGAAGCCGGCGGAACGGAAGGCCGUGAAGAAGGCGUACCAGGAUGCGCUGCACUAUCAGAGCCAGGUAUCGGACCUCGAGGGCCAGGGGCCCGAUCCGAUUAUGUGAAAGCUAUUUGCCCAAUUGCGCCUGUGCUAAGGCUAAGGCGCCGCUCGAAAUUAGCCAUAUACUGUGCACCCCCCGCUCCCCCUUCUACUAUACAUAUAUCCCCCCACCCGCACCCCCACCCGACCCUUGAUCCUUCUAUAUAGUGUGUGUAUUUUUACGUCAUUUGUUGUUAUUCGAAGAUGUGGAUGAAGCGGAAGAUGAUGCAGAAGCAGAAGAAGGCCCUCCAUUAGAGUAUUUCGUUUCCCAAUUUAGCACUGCAAGUGUCCUUGAUUUAUCGUUUGUAGGUGAUCCCCCGAUCCCGAUCCCUGCCAGCCUACGAUUAUGUACAGUCCAAGCGAUUUAUUAUCAUCAGUUUGUAAAUUAUGUAUUUGGAUCCAUAAGCUUCUAUUAUUAUGUAACAAAAAAAUUGUUAAACGAAAAUGCCCCCACCCAAUCCGUAAUCCUUGAUUUCCGCCCGCCCCCCCCUUAAACUUUCCCGAAAUGAAUACGAAACAUGGCAACAAGAUGGAAUUUAUAACCUCAUAAUGUUUCACACGAAAUCAAAUCAAUGUUUAAGUUAAAUAGUUUUAAGAACAAUCUACAGGAUAAGUCUAAAACAAAAACAAAACAAAAACAAAUGAAAAACGCUAAGCAAAAUGUGUAAAGAAAAAAAACCCUUAAAACCAAGAUGAACAAUUUACAAAAUAGCAUUAUAAACUGUACGAGUAUGUGUGUGAGUGUGUGCGAGUAUAUAUAAA
This is a messenger RNA of Drosophila obscura, 5347 nucleotides long. It is a transcript of the gene Br140, whose product is annotated as peregrin. Gene Ontology annotation, biological process: regulation of transcription by RNA polymerase II. Bases 240 to 4610 code for a protein of 1456 amino acids. The transcript has 4 exons. The record is from RefSeq and is a predicted model, not a curated record. Lineage: Eukaryota; Metazoa; Arthropoda; Insecta; Diptera; Drosophilidae. Gene Ontology annotation, cellular component: MOZ/MORF histone acetyltransferase complex. Gene Ontology annotation, molecular function: protein binding.